Molecule: messenger RNA, 6054 nt
Organism: Planococcus citri (citrus mealybug)
Lineage: Eukaryota; Metazoa; Arthropoda; Insecta; Hemiptera; Pseudococcidae
Gene: m
Product: miniature
Exons: 6
Coding region: 756-2681 (641 amino acids)
Source: RefSeq, a predicted model, not a curated record
GAGGAGAGUAAUUCACCGGGUACCUGGUAGCUGGGCCAGCAUGGCGAUGGCAUUGGCACGAAAAAUGCGGCGGAAAAUUCGAGUCGAGGUUCAAGAACAAGGCCACGCGCUGGCGAUGGCGCUGGUCGUCGGUCGCGGUCGCACUCGCAGCGACCAAGACGAAACUGUGUGGUGGCAUGCGGUCUCUUCUUCCUCUAACACGGUGACCAGGUUUAUCCCCUCCGAAGAGACGUUGCACACAUACGGAUGAUGGUAACAGGUGCGAUUACUUUUCCACAUCCGACUGCUGCUAGUGCUGGAAGAGUUCGAGGAGAGGACUUUCUUUUAGUGCAGCAAGAGUGGCGGUCAAGAUUACAAGCCAAUGCGAGGGUACGUUCAACAUGCGUUUUACGAGUACAUGCUACAUUGUUCUUGAGCAAUAUUUAUCGCGUAAUCGCAACGUACCGUAUUCUUUUGCCGGUUAAAUGUGCGUAAUUGGUUAAUUGAUUUUAUUAUCGAUUGUUGCAAAGUUUCGUCUUACCAUAUUUUGCAUUGCGUCUGUCGCGUGUCUAUAAUAUUAUUUUCGUAGAUGAUCGUCGAGAACUCGCAACUGUUAUUUUACUAGAAUAUUUUAUCAACGGUGUUGUUCGAUGAUCGGUUGUUGAUCCGUUUUUCCGGGCAGUGACUUUUGUUUCAUUGAUUUUUCAAUAGUGUGCGUCCAUUUUCUUCGUCCGGUUUGUUAAUAUGUUGUGCGGGUGAAGAAUACAGCUCUGUAUAUGGAUAAUUUGUCACCGGAAACGAAACCGAAACCAAGAUCCCACCAGCGUCUGAAGAGACCGACAAUGUCGCUAAUCCUGGUGGCGACCAUCGGUUCCAUAUGGAUAUUUAUGGAUGGCGUAGCUUCAGCCAGCAACGACGUGUGGCCCCUAGAAAGGCCGGACGGCAUGCCGGCUAUUCAAUCGCUAGAAGUAAUGUGCGGUAAAGACCAUAUGGACGUUCAUCUUCAAUUUACGCAGCCAUUCGAGGGUAUAGUGUCAUCAAAAGGUCAAUACGGAGACCCUCGAUGUAUCUACGUUCCACCAUCGACGGGCAAAACGUAUUACACGUUUCGUAUCGCUUACGCACGCUGCGGCACCAAACCAGAUCUAAACGGGCAAUUUUACGAGAAUACCGUCGUCGUUCAGUACGAUAAAGAUCUGCUGGAAGUUUGGGACGAGGCGAAAAGGUUACGAUGCGAAUGGUACAACGAUUAUGAAAAGACUGCUUCUAAGCCACCCAUGGUUAUUGCCGAUUUGGAUGUCAUUCAGUUGGAUUUCAGAGGAGACAACGUUGAUUGCUGGAUGGAGAUACAGCACGGUAAAGGUCCAUGGGCUCCUCCAGUUAGUGGUAUUGUACCGUUGGGAUCGACUUUAACCUUGGUGGUAGCCAUAAACGAUUAUAGAGGUGAAUUCGACAUGAGAGUAAAAUCGUGCGCGGCUUCAGACGGUGCAGGCCACAUAAUACAACUAAGCGACGAACACGGAUGCGUUCUACGUCCGAAAAUGAUAAGCAGAUUCGCAAAAGCUAAAAUUCACGACGAACGAGCCUCCGUAAUUACAUACGCUUUCUUCCACGCGUUUAAAUUCCCAGACGCUCUGAGCGUACACAUCAAGUGCAAAGUGGAAAUUUGUCGACACGGUUGUCUAGAUCACUGCCAAUUAGCCGACUCGAUAGAACCAGUCGGCCUGCACCAGGGUGCGUUUGACGAGUACAAUACCAUCGAACGUAAAGAUUCCAGUCAACCGAAUCCCAAAGAUAGCCCGCCCAAAAGGCAAUCAGCACCUUCCAACAGUUUGGCCAAUGAUUUAUACGAUGAUAAAUCGGUCGAAGAUAUUCCAAACGAAGCAGCGUACGAUGACCAGAAUCCAGCUCCGUUGAAAGGCGAACCGCCCGUACCGUCGAAGCCAGAAGUUGGGUCGUUACCGGUGUCUGGUGUCAGAGAGGUUAUCGAUACGUCGCCUCCACCACCUCCUAUUUUGCAUAAUGUACAAAUGCCGCAAAUGUCCAAUAAUAUGCAACCAGUCUUAUCACAACACCAUACGUUAAGCUUACAAAGAGAUCCGCACGAACGUUUUCCUCACGGUCCAAGGAAACUAAAAGACGAUACUGAACCUAGUUUAGGAGCGCUACCUAAUAGUACUAAUAAUCAAAAACCAUCGUCUUCUUUUCAGAGAAGAAGAAGACGAUCAUUUGUCGUCUCGGACAGCAAAGCUAAGAACGCUAACGUCGGCGUUAGCGGUCUGUACGAAGUAAUUUCUGAAGCAGACCUGGCGUUUACUCCGGAUAACAAACAAGAAGCGGUUACCGUAUUCCAAGGUAAAAUACGAGAAGAAGUCGUGUACGGUAUUUGCCUACCGGUACAAGGCUUCAGCGUCAUUUUCAUAUUAAUGGCGUUAUGUGCCAUUCUGUCGGCCAUCGUCGCCGGAUUCUUACUCUAUAGAUACCAAAUUCAACGUCAAAAGCAGAAAAUUCUGCAACAUCAGCAACGUAUGCGACACCAGCAGCAGCAGUACGCAUCGCAUAUAUUUCAAACAUCCGGCGGUGCGGCUGGACUGGCGGUUAAUUCGUUAGCCAAUUGGAUGGCGUUGAGGUUAAUAGGCAAUAGAUUACCGCAAGCCGAAGUAUCACCUCAAAGACAGACCGGAUCCAAUCAUAAGAGUUAAACGUCACCUUAUUAAGGUUUGGUUGAGUCGAGUGCGUGGUUUUUUGAUUCACAGAUAUUAUUGUUGUCAUAAUUUUUCAUGUUCUUUGUUGUUGUCAUCGUGUCGUUGUUAUAUUGUGUGUAAUGUUCUAUGUACUAUUUUAAUAGCGCCUUCGUUAUUUAAGCUGAGCGGUGUUGAUUUCGUGCUAAUGAAGUUUUGAAAAUGGUUUUGCCAUUUUUUUGGUCUGUUUUUGUUUUGGGCGUUUAUUGAUUUAUAUUUAACGAUUUGUGAACUGGAGGGUCGGUAAAUUUACCUGAAUUUACGUUUUUUGAUCAUUGGAACGAUGAAAGGCUCGUCUUAAAAACUUGAGUGUUUCAAUUUUUCAAAUCUCCAGAGAAUAUUAUUUUGAUAAAUUGAAUCAGGUACUUUUCAUUUUUUGUGAUGCACUGUCAGUAAUUUUAAUACCUAUUAAAAUUUUUUCAUUUUUUUUUUUAUUCCAGAAAAAUUGCUUCUAUUUCUGAGAAAUGUUGUAAAACGAAUUUUUAAAGGUCUUUUUACACUGUAUAUUUGUUUCUGAAUUGUUCUUCUUAUGUAAAUGUUAAUCUGUCCGAUAAAAAUAUUAUUUUCUACUCCUAAAAAUACCUACCAAUUUUUCUCUUUUUUUUCAAUUUAUUUGAGAUAAUUUUGAUGGCUAAAAAUACUUCAUUUUUUGAUAUUAAAAAUACAGUUUCAUUAAUUAUUUUAUAGGUACUUAUUUAUAAUAUUUUCAAGACCUGAAAAUAGAUUUUUUUUUCUUUUCUUAGUUUUUUAGUGAAUUUAAAUUUUUUUUCAAAAUGAUAACUCAGCAAUUUAACCUACUUAUUACUAAUUUCGUUUCAUUUUUUCUCAGUCAUUUUAUGACCUUUUUUAAAAAUAUAUACUGUGUAGAAAAAUUUUCAGUAUUUUUAAAAAAUACUUAUGCACUUUUUUUACACCUAAACCUAAUCAUCUUUGUAUUUUUUUAUCAGAUGGAUUUGUGUAUUCCUUUAAUUUUCAAUGGUUUUUUUUCAGUUUGUUUUGUUUUUCAAUUUGUGUUCAUCUUUAACUUUUUUUUUGUUUUUCAUUUUUAUUAUUUUUUUGUUGUUUGAUUCUUUUUCUCCAUUUGUUUAAAGCAGUUUUGGCACCUGAAAAUUAAUUUUUUGGAAAUUCGAUGGAACAUCUUUGCUUUAUUAAUUUACCUACUAAAAAGUUGUUCCUCAAGUUUUUUUUUCAGCAGUUUUUUUUUUAGUUUUGAUUCUUUUUAUAUCAGAAAAAAACUUAAAAUUUGAUUAAUCAACAUUUCGAUUAUUGUCAAAUAUCUCUUAAUUUUUCUACACUAUUCAGUUUUUUUUGUUUUUUUAUUUAAAUUUUAAUGUUUUUACAGCAUUUGAGACAUUUUUCAAUUUUUUGUAAUUUUUUCAUUUUUUUGAUAGAGAAGGUGACUUGUAUUUUUUAAGAAGUUUUUUCAGCUAGUUUUCCCCCCUCCUUCCCCCUCUCAAAAGUGGCUUCUUAUACGUAUUGUAUCAAUAUUUGGAAAUUAGGUAGGUAUUAAGUAUCAAAAAAAGUUACAAAUAGUUUUUUUGAAAUGCUUAAUCAUGCUUCUUAAAAAUUUGAAGAAAAAAAACUGAAAUUCACUACAGAAAUUGGAAAAUGAGAUUAUGAAAAUGCUUUGUGAUGACACUGAUGACUGAUCAUAAACUUGGAUACAUUGCUCGUUAAAAAGAAAAAAAUUUACGAACUUUGAAUUUUUGUUGUUUGUUUUUUCUCAAAUUUAUAGAAUUGGUUGGGGAAAAAAUUGAACAAAAAAAUAUUAUGUCAUCACAAACUAAUCAAUAACGCUCCAUCAAGAAGACUAAAACCGUAUUUCAACUUUUCAUUGGCAAAAUUCAUCGCCAGUAUCUUUGUAUAAAUAAUUGUAAAUUAAUUGUUCGUUACGAAAGGCGUUGAAAGAUAUCUGUGAAGCAGAAAGCUGGUUGUUGUAUUAAUGUUAAAGUUACCUACAAUAUCUUUCGAAUAUCUAAGCAUAAAAAUUCAUUUUUUAAUAUUAUUGUUCCUAAGUAUAUUUAGUUUCAUACUCGACCAGAUGAAAAUUCGACUAUAAAAAAAAAUCUUCGUGCAUUUGUUAGAAAUGAUCAAUUUUGAGCCAUUUCUUUUUGUAUGUAUCAGACAAUCAUCAUCGUCUUCAAACCAUUCAGAUAUACAGUACUUAUGCUACUUAAACAUUAUUAGAGAAAAUACAUUCUAUACAUAAUAUAAAUCUACUUAAUCAUAUUAUACCGAUAUGCCAAAGAAAUAAAAAAGAAAAUACUUUCUCUGAUAUAGGUAAUAAUUUUUUUAAAAAAACAAUGUAAAUACUAUGCUUGAAAACGUACCUAUUUAUAGUAUUUAAAUUGAAAUAAUUUAUAAUAACGAUUACUAGAAAUGAUUUGUGUCGAAUAUAUAAAUUUUAAAUUUUAAAUUGAUUGUUGUAUGUUUUAGUAAAAUUGUUAAAUGUAUAUAUAAAUCAUUAUACAACGAUUCUUACCGCGUUGAAAAACACAUGUGUCAUAUGGAUCAAUAUCUUGAUCCAAUCUUAGACUUGAGGAUAUAAUUUUAAUUACCUCACUUUGAUAAGAAGUUAUUCUCAAGUACGAAGAUGGAACAAACGAAUGAUUUAUUCAAAUGACACAAAUAUAUAUUUCGUUAAUUCUAUGUGUAAUUUUUUUUUCCAUCUCAAUAGUAAAAUUUGUUCUUUAUUCUUUGAAAAUUAACGUUAAUUAUUUAUUAAGAUUCUCGUUGCUCAUUGCUAUUUAAUUUUUUUUUGUGCAUAGUUGUUUAUUUAUUUAAUAUUUUUGUAAUGUUAUACCAUGAAAUUUAAGCGCUUAAGUCAAUUUGUUAUUAUGAAAAGCUAUUGUUUUUUUUUUCAGUGUUAUAAUUAGUAGCUUAUUUUAUUAUUUAUUAUUCUUUCUCUCUAUUGCAUUUUCUUUCUGAAAAAAGAAGUCUUUGGAACGCGAUAAACAAGGUAGUUGACUUGUUUAGAAAAUAGAUACUUAAGUUCUAUUUAUUAUAGUUAUAUUUUGUUCGUUGUGAUAUAACUUAUCGUUGCAAUUAGGUAUUUUUCUAUGUUACGUAACUUUCAUUGACGCAUUUUUCAAUCCGCAAUAGUUUAACGAAAAACCUGAAUUGUUUGUUGAUAAAAAUACUUGUAAUUAUAAUUUAUUAAAAAUUAUUAGCAAACAAUUUAGAAAACUUACGAGUAAUUUGUUUCGUUAUUUUAUUUAUACGUAUGUAGUAAGUUAUAAUCUUCAGAAUGGAACAAAAUAUUCCAUUGUGGUGUACUAAAGUUUAUUGAAUGUAUUUUUAAACUUUUUUUUUUUUUUUUUGAAUAAACAUUUGU